CCAGAGCAAGGAGUGGAGCGGGGCCGAGUUGGCGCCAGCUCCCACAGAUAAAGACACUCCUGGCCAGCUGACCAUCUCGCUCCGGCCAGCCACAGCCCAGGGGCCCACACAGGAGAUGCUUCCCUGUCCUGUGGGCAGCACCCCAUCUCAGCAGGGUGACGUGACACAGAGAGAAGCCAGGACUUCUCCAGGGAUGCCUGGACUGGGCGGCCACAGCAGCGGAUCUGGGCUGGCACUGGGCACUGACAGGAAGAGGAGCCGCCUGAUGAAGGCAAAGCAGGGACUGUGGGGAGAGACUAGCUGGGGCAGCCAGAGAUGGAGCAGACCUGGCCCCACCAUCUAUAAUCCCAGAGCCAGGAGCUUGGCUGUUGGCAGGGGCGAGUCCAGUCCCGAGAAUGCAGCCCGUGAAAGGAGUAGGGUAAGGACUCUGCGUCAGGCCUUUCUGGCCCUGCAGGCAGCAUUACCUGCAGUGCCCCCAGACACCAAGCUCUCCAAACUGGAUGUACUGGUCCUGGCCACUAGCUACAUAGCCCAUCUUACCCAAACCCUAGGCCAGGAGCUGCCAGGGGCAGCUCGGCCCCCCUUCCUGUGUGGACUCCGCUACUUGCACCCUCUCAAGAAAUGGCCAAUGAGAUCUCGCCUCUACGCUGGAGCCUUGGGGCCAUCUGGCCUUGACCCUACCAGCGGUACUCCUGGCCAGAGAAUGUGGGAAUCAGCAGUCAGGCCCCAAGUCCCUGGAGAGGCGGAGUUCAUUCCUCCCAAGCCAGUCUCACCAACUUGCAGCAAAUAACUUCAUCUGUUUCCCUUGUGCUUGGCCCCUUAACUUAGUAUGGGGCCAACGCUCUCAACCUGGCCUUACUUAUUCCUUCUAUGACUUUCUAGCCUACUGGUCCAUUUCAGGGUCUUGCUUUCAGAAUCCCCAGUACACAUAUAACCUUUGUGAGGAAUCCAGUUGGGGCCUAGGGAGCUGGCAGAGAGCUUUUUGACUGAAGGGCAACAGGGAAAGUGGAAGGCAGAAGUACCAGUACUUUAUUCUUUUGAGAUAUAGCUUCAGGUGACUCAGUUACCAUUGUUGGGAGUGACAGCUGGGUGGAGUGAAUCUCUUCAAAAUUAUCCCUCCCUCUUGCCUCUCUUACAAAACCUACUGAAUUAACUCUCUGUAGAGCAUGAGAAUAGCCCCAGCCAAGGGCAAAGGUAGAGAAGACCUGGAUGGCAGGUAUAGCAAAAUAUUUAGCACCACUGUGAAUUAAGGAGGGUAGGCUGUUCACUGUGAUCUUGGCAAGUUCAAAAUUGUAACAGGAACCAGGCACUGAUCUUUUGGCCCAAGGACCACAUAAGCAUCACUGGGAAUUAUGGAAGAGUGUGGUCAAGAGGACUAGGUGUUUCUAACAUAAACCAAAUCUGAGGUGAGCAGAUAGCCUUCCUCAGGCAGGACAUUCAUGGAUUCACACUUCUUAUCCUCCCAGAUAAACGCCCCUCUUUUUGUCCUUUGCUGGGCCCUGCUGCUUUCCUUCCCCAUUCCUUUUCUUUCCUCUGGAAGUCAUAUUUACAUGUAAACAAACCCCCAGCUCUUACAUUCCUGAUUUCCAAAGAAAAGUCCCGGCUGUCUUGUCCAUCUGCUUCAGUAGUACCAGAUCCUAAACAGAAAGCUGGAAAGGCCCUAAGGGGCCAUCUAGUCCAACUCUCACAUUUUAGAGUGAAUUAAACUCCAGGGAGGUUGUGACUGCCUGACGUCACCUGCACCUGAGGCAGGAUUUGAACCCUGCAAAUCUGUGUCUGAUAAAUCUAGAACCAGUGCUCUUUCCACCACACAUCCUACUUCCACCCAACUUUUUCAAGACUAGACUCCUUUUGCCACCCACACUUAGGGAUCUGGAGACAAGGCUUCUCCCUAACAGGACAAACAUUGGACGACCUGCACUGGUGUAUCUGAAAUGUGGUCAUUAUAACCAAAAGUUCUCUGCCCUUAAAGUAACAGGGAAUGGAGCCCAAAGCCCAUAUGGAGGCAGUUUGAUUCUCUAGAUCAGUCUUCAGCCUAAAACCUUAUAUCUAAGGGUGUGACUGAGGCAUGGGGAUGAGAAGAGAGAUUUUACUCUCCUCCCAACUUGUCCUGACAUAGAAGCCACUAGAGUCAUAGGAAUACUAAGAAAUAUUUAUUUUUUGGUACGUAAGACAAAAAUGGCCAUAGACCUGGAUUCUAGGAUGAAGAGUAGCAGAGCUGGGGGUCAGGGCACAGAAGAGAAUGAGGCUAGAGGAGGAAGAUCAAAUUGAGGUGGGGUAGAAGAGGAAACAGAGAGGGUCUGAGGUCUGGGGCUGCCUAAGAUGUGGAGGAGCAGCUGAGACGUGGCUGGAAGCCAUGAGGAGGAGGCCUCAGCCAAGGCUGAGCUCAUAAAUCUGCUUGGGACCAGGCGAUGGGGAGCUUGGAUGGAGCUGCUUUGCAGGCAGCUGCACUGGGGGCGGGAGGGAAUUGGGGGCUGUGGAGUGUCCAGGUGUGGGAGGAGGGUGUGAGCACAGUGUUCCUUACUCCAAGACCAUAAAAGUCCAGCUCAAAUAUUCUAUUUUUAAAAGUCGAAUAGCAAUGUCUUCUUCAUUGGGCUGAGAUGGCCAGGAAGGGGGCUAGGGGGUUGGGUGAGGAUUGUGAAGGGGGAGGAAGAAGUCUGGGAAUGUACAUUCCAGGGAUGAAGGACAAGGGAACAAUCUUUCCAGGGAAAAACAGAAGAAUUAGAGUUCGCUAGCUUAGACUGUUCGAUUGCCUAUUUCUCCCUUGACUUUCUCAGUAAAUAUUUCUUCCUGCUCCAAGUCUGA
Messenger RNA from Phascolarctos cinereus (koala), 2805 nucleotides. RefSeq names its product transcription factor 23 (gene TCF23). Gene Ontology annotation, biological process: developmental process; regulation of transcription by RNA polymerase II. Lineage: Eukaryota; Metazoa; Chordata; Mammalia; Diprotodontia; Phascolarctidae. The record is from RefSeq and is a predicted model, not a curated record. Gene Ontology annotation, molecular function: protein dimerization activity; RNA polymerase II transcription regulatory region sequence-specific DNA binding; DNA-binding transcription factor activity, RNA polymerase II-specific.